Molecule: messenger RNA, 2815 nt
Organism: Girardinichthys multiradiatus
Lineage: Eukaryota; Metazoa; Chordata; Actinopteri; Cyprinodontiformes; Goodeidae
Exons: 6
Coding region: 145-2028 (627 amino acids)
Source: RefSeq, a predicted model, not a curated record
GUAUCCGUAGAUUGCUGACGUCACGCGCAAAUAACAUGGUGGCUCGCUUCGAAUGAAUGAGUGAAAUCGAUUCCAACAAAACAGAAAUUUUACGAACAUAACACAGAAAAAUGGUAACCGGGGCUGUUGCUGUUACGGUGAACCAUGGCAGAGCCGGGGACAGACGCUGCUGCUGGCUGCCCUGAGUUCUCUGAGCUGUGGAGGAAGAUCUCUGAGGGUGACCACAGCAAAAGACAGAGCAGGAGAGGCGCAGAGCAGAUGGCCGUCACAGCAACAGCACCGGGGUGGAAGGGUCUGCAGAGUCCUCGGUUCAGAGGCGGCAGCAGAUUCCCUGGCUCCAAUAAUGCAGAGUCUCCCGGAGAUGUUGAGGCUUCACAGGACAUUUUCUGGGACGGUGCAUCCCCAACUCAGACGGGUUCCGGAAACAUGAACACCAGAGCUGUGGAAAUCUCUGAAAUUGUUAACCGCAUCGCUCCAAAGAAUAUAAAACCCAAAGUGACUGAAUCCUCAUUGCUACACUGGAUCGACGAUGGUGCCAUGCCUUGCACUCCUGAUAUUCCGAAGCCACGAGUCAGGAAAAGGUCUUCUCGACAGAGCAGUGUGGAGGACCUCAUGAAACUUGCCAAACAGUUUGAUAAAAACAUGCAGCAAGACGAGGAGACUUCAGUCAAGCUAAAUACUGUCACCUGUAAACUUCAUGAAUCUAUAAACGCCUCUGAAAACAACUUGAAGGACCCAAAGUGUCCGUCCUCUUCAGAGCAGGCGGAGGCAGAGCUGCGCGCGCUGUUUGACUCGUCCACUCAAGGAGUCAGUGGCAGGUUGAGCGAGGACUCUGUCUCUUCACAGGACAGGAAGGACCAACCUGAGACUUUUGCCUUUGCUGUCCUCAAACAGUUAGAGCCCAAACCACCCGAGAAGCACUCUACAGAUAAUUUAGUCAACUUUGAGGAUGACUGGGACAAUGAUGACCUACUCAAUGACUCCUUGAUCCUGGCACUGACGCAGGAUCCAAAUGAUCCUCUUGAUGUUAAUCCUAAGAUGUCAGCAAAGUCUCACACAAACACUAAGAAGAUAGUGUCUGUUUUCCAUCCCACUAAGAACAUGGACCCUGCACAAAAGCCUUUCGAUAACCUCUGCAAAACUAGCUUCAGUUCGCUCCAGAAACUGUGCCCCAAACCCAAAACUACAAACCGAAGCACUUUCAAGUUGGAACCAAACCCUCACUUCCAGUCCAGACUGGAUGAGGAAGCUUCAAAGUCCAGCUUCACUGUUAUACAAUCCAAAUCAAAGGGCACAGAGCAGAGACCCACUAUCAUAAAGACAAUCUCAAAUCCCCUACCUGACAAAGUCACUAACAAGGUAACGUUUUUUUCACAGGCUUCUCCAGUUAAAGACAUUUCAGAUAGUUUAUGGGACGAUGGUGAAGAUGAUGUCCUCCUCUACCAGCUAUGCGACACUGUGGAGAGGAUUUCCAACAGCCAGCUGAAGGAAGCAAUUCCAAAACACUGUGAGGAAACACCAAAGGGGCCCAUAGAAAGAUAUCAGAACAGCACAGAUCUUCUUCAAGUCAACACAGAAUUCUCCGGGAGUUCUGGUGUCAGUGCAAACAGACGAUCAUCGGGUUCUUUUGUUCGUUCUAACUCUCUACCGGUGACUACCUGUAAAACCGGAGAGUGGAACAUUCCUUUGAAAGGUGCUGACCACAAAUCGAAAACUUCUCAAAGCUACCCGGGUGGUCAAGUUGGUGUGGAAAAGUUUAAGCACGGUAGAAAUUUCUCCAGAGCUUUUCAGGCUGAAAGUGGCAAUGUGGACAUGAAGCCUCAUACAGUGACCACCCGGCUCCCCCAGAACUCCAAGUUCCAUAAUACACCAUUCAAGAGAACUGUGUCUGACGCAGCCAUCACAAGCAACAAAGUUUUCGUCACCAGCCAGACCACAGGAAAGUGUUCUGCAGCUGAGAUCGAGAGGAAGAAGCAGGAGGCUUUGGCCAGGAGGCGGCUGAGAAUGCAAAACGCUUUAAAACCAUAGAACUCCUCCAUCCUGACUGACAAAAAAACCUUCUGACACCAUAACGAGCCACCAGUCAAUUUAUAUCAAACCAGCAGUGGCCUUGUUUAAGAAAACACAUUUUAUGUUUGUUUUUCAGCUUUGUAUAAAGAAGGGUAAGUGUUCAUAAUUCAGCUUUUUCUUAACUCUGUACCUUACAUAGUUCUAGUUAAAGGAAAGCUGCUGAUGUAAAAUGAUUAUUACAGUUUAUAGACAGCUUUGUUGCACACCUUGUUUGUGAUGCAGAGGUCACUAAAACAAGAAGUUCUUAUGAGACCCAUUUGCAGAAAAAAUAAUUUAGAUUAACUGACAACUGGCCAUACUGGUUAUCAUUUCAGCUUUCUGAACAACCCACUUGGGUCAGUUUCAUGUUGAUUUUGUUCAGGUUUGAAUAGUUGCAUCCCGUAGAUAAAUCUCAUUUCAUGACAACGUAAGUAAAAAAAAUAAAUAAAAACGCAGUGUUCAGAUAAUGGUAUCCAUCACUUGGUUUAUUAUGUACAGUAAAAAUGUGGAGUUGAUUUUUAGUGCAUCAGCCUGAAUUCCUGAAACUGUUUUUGUUGCAUACUUUUUAUUGGUCAACCAUCAACUUUACCAGAAGUAGAAUUUAGAACAUCACUGUGACUCUAGAAGAAACACUUUAAUCUUAGACAUUAGGACUGCACCUUUUGAAAGUGUUUCACAAUAAAUCAGUUUAACAGAACAAAAAUCAAUUGAUACUGUUUUAUUUGUAUUUUGAGCUGGAAGGGAUUAAAGGCCUCUUUAACCUCUU